UCUCAGGGUGGGGGCGCAGGCCCGGGAGGGGGCACCGGGAGGAGGUGAGUGUCUCUGGUCGCCUCCUCCUCUCCCCCUUUUUCGCCCCCGCCUCCUUGUGGCGAUGAGAAGGAGGAGGACAGCGCCGAGGAGGAAGAAGCUGAUGGCGGCGGCGGAGCUCCGAGAGACCUCGGCUGGGCAGGGGCUCGCCGUGGCGGGCUGGGGACUGCGUCUGUAGAGCUGUGAGUUCCCGAGAAUUCGCUGCAGCGGACGUGCUCGUGGGAUCAGUGUUGCUGUACCCUCCUCCCGGCCUGCUUUAGGCCCGGCCCCUCGCACUUGCCCCUACCAUUUCUGUUGAGUCCGCAUCCCUCUCCGGCCACCGCAACCAGGCGAAGAGAAAAAGGAACUUCCCCCCACCUCUCUUGGGUGGCGGCGGAGCUCCGGAGCCCACCCUUCGGAGCGGGGCGGGGACCCCGUUUCGGAGAAGAGAUUUCCUCGGGAUUCUCGUUUUUUUCCUCGGUUGUAUCUCCGAAAGAAUUAAAAAUGGCCGAGAAUGUGGUGGAACCCGGGCCGCCUUCAGCCAAGCGGCCUAAACUCUCAUCUCCGGCCCUCUCGGCGUCCGCCAGCGAUGGCACAGAUUUUGGUUCACUGUUUGACCUGGAACAUGACUUACCAGAUGAAUUAAUCAACUCUACAGACUUGGGACUAACCAAUGGUGGCGAUAUUAGUCAGCUUCAGACAAGUCUUGGCAUAGUACAAGAUGCAGCCUCUAAACAUAAACAGCUGUCAGAAUUGCUAAGGUCUGGUAGUUCCCCUAACCUCAACAUGGGAGUUGGUGGCCCAGGCCAAGUUAUGGCCAGCCAGGCCCAACAGAACAGCCCUGGAUUAAGUUUGAUAAAUAGCAUGGUCAAAAGCCCAAUGGCACAGACAGGCUUGACUUCUCCUAACAUGGGGAUGGGCAGUAGUGGACCAAAUCAGGGUCCUACUCAGUCCCCAGCAGGUAUGAUGAACAGUCCAGUGAAUCAGCCUGCCAUGGGAAUGAACACAGGGAUGAAUGCUGGCAUGAAUCCUGGGAUGUUGGCUGCAGGCAAUGGACAAGGGAUACUGCCCAAUCAAGUCAUGAAUGGUUCCAUUGGAACAGGCCGGGGACGGCCAAACAUGCAGUACCCAAACGCAGGCAUGGGCAGUGCUGGCAGUUUAUUGACUGAGCCACUACAGCAGGGCUCUCCUCAGAUGGGAGGACAACCAGGAUUGAGAGGCCCCCAACCACUUAAGAUGGGAAUGAUGAACAAUCCCAGUCCUUAUGGUUCACCAUACACUCAGAAUUCUGGACAGCAGAUUGGAGCAAGUGGCCUUGGUCUCCAAAUUCAGACAAAGACUGUUCUACCAAAUAACUUAUCUCCAUUUGCCAUGGACAAAAAGGCAGUGCCUGGUGGGGGAGUGCCCAGUAUGGGCCAACAGCCUACCCCAUCGGUCCAGCAGCCAGGCCUGGUGACUCCAGUUGCCCCAGGGAUGGGUUCUGGAGCGCACACAGCUGAUCCAGAGAAGCGCAAGCUCAUCCAGCAGCAGCUGGUACUCCUUUUACAUGCUCACAAGUGCCAGCGCCGGGAGCAAGCUAAUGGGGAAGUGAGGCAGUGCAAUCUUCCCCACUGUCGUACCAUGAAAAAUGUCCUAAACCAUAUGACACACUGCCAGUCAGGCAAAUCCUGCCAAGUGGCACAUUGUGCAUCUUCUCGACAAAUCAUUUCACACUGGAAAAAUUGCACAAGGCAUGAUUGUCCUGUGUGUCUUCCUCUCAAAAAUGCUGGGGAUAAGCGAAAUCAACAGUCAAUUUUGACAGGAGCACCAGUUGGGGUUAAUAACACUAGCUCUCUAGGAGUGGGGCCACAGUCCACCCCUAGCCUAAGCACUGUUAGUCAGAUUGACCCCAGCUCUAUAGAGCGAGCUUACGCUGCUCUUGGACUACCCUAUCAAGUCAACCAGAUUCCACCACAACCCCAGGUACAAGCAAAGAAUCAACAAAGUCAGCCAUCUGGACAGUCUCCCCAGGGCAUGCGGUCUAUGAACAACAUGAGUGCUAGUCCUAUGGGUGUAAAUGGAGGUGUAGGGGUUCAGACGCCGAAUCUUCUUUCUGACUCCAUGUUGCAUUCAACCAUAAAUUCUCAAAACCCGAUGAUGAGUGAAAAUGCUGGUGUGGCCUCCCUGGGUCCUUUGCCAACAGCAGCUCAGCCAUCUAGUACUGGAAUUCGAAAACAGUGGCAUGAAGAUAUUACUCAGGAUCUUCGAAACCACCUUGUUCAUAAACUUGUUCAAGCCAUAUUUCCCACUCCGGAUCCUGCUGCUUUAAAAGACCGACGGAUGGAAAACCUUGUUGCAUAUGCUCGUAAGGUGGAAGGGGACAUGUAUGAAUCUGCAAACAAUAGAGCUGAAUACUAUCACCUCUUAGCCGAGAAGAUCUAUAAGAUCCAGAAGGAACUAGAAGAGAAACGGAGGACUAGACUACAGAAACAGAACAUGCUACCAAGUGGUCCUGGCAUGGUUCCAGGGCCUAUGAAUACUGGACCUAACAUGGGGCCGCAACCAACAGGAAUGACUACCAAUGGUCCUGUGCCUGACCCGUCUAUGAUCCGUGGCAGUGUGCCGAACCACAUGAUGCCUCGGUUGACUCCACAACCUGGUUUGAAUCAAUUUGGGCAAAUGAAUAUGCCACAGCCUCCUAUUGGACCCCGGCAGCCCUCUCCUCUUCAGCACCACGGGCAAUUGGCUCAGUCUGGGUCACUCAAUCCGGCUAUGGGCUAUGGACCUCGUAUGCAGCAGGCUUCCGGCCAGAACCAGUUCCUCUCCCAGACUCAGUUUCCAUCCCAAGGAAUGAAUGUAACAAACAUGCCUUUGGCUCCAUCCAGCGGUCAAGCACCAGUGUCUCAAGCACAAAUGUCCAGUUCUUCUUGCCCAGUGAACUCUCCUAUAAUGCCUCCAGGGUCUCAAGGGAGCCAUAUUCACUGUCCUUCUCUGCCUCAACAAGCUCAUCAGAAUUCACCUUCUCCUGUUCCUAGCCGAACCCCUACUCCUCAUCAUACCCCCCCAAGCAUAGGGACUCAACCACCACCAGCAACAGCAAUUCCAGCACCUGUUCCUACACCUCCCGCCAUACCACCUGGACCACAGCCCCCAUCUCUGCAUCCCUCAUCUAGACAAACACCUACACCACCAACACAUCUGCCUCCCCCAGUGCAGCCUUCACUUCCUGCUGCUCCUUCUGCUGACCAGUCCCAGCAACAGCCUCGCUCACAGCAGAGCACAGCAGCUUCUGUUCCUACCCCAACCGCACCAUUGCUGCCUCCUCAGCCUUCCACUCCGCUUUCUCAGCCUGCUGUGAGCAUUGAAGGCCAGGUAUCAAACCCUCCAUCUACUAGUAGCACAGAAGUGAAUUCUCAGAAUAUUCCUGAGAAGCAGCCUUCACAGGAAGUGAAAAUGGAGGCUAAAAUGGAGGUGGAUCAACCAGAACCAGCAGAUGCUCAACCUGAUGAUACAAAGGAGACUAAAGCUGAGGAUGUUAAAGUAGAACCUACAGAAAUGGAGGAGAGAGGCUCUGAGUUAAAAACUGAAGUGAAAGAGGAAGAAGACCAGCCAAACACCUCUGCUACCCAGUCCUCCCCGGCUCCUGGACAGUCGAAGAAGAAGAUUUUCAAACCAGAAGAAUUACGCCAGGCUCUGAUGCCAACAUUGGAGGCACUUUACCGGCAGGACCCAGAAUCUCUUCCCUUUCGUCAGCCUGUGGACCCACAGCUUCUAGGAAUCCCUGUAAGUAUUUGUUGUGGCUCUCUUACUUUCCCAGCCUUAGGGCCGCCUAACUCCUGGAUUUUUCUAUUGGAGUUUUCUCCACAGACUCUAUGUUGCUAUGGGAAACAGUUAUGCACAAUCCCCCGUGAUGCUACUUACUACAGUUACCAGAACAGGUAUCAUUUCUGUGAGAAGUGUUUCAAUGAAAUCCAAGGGGAGAGCGUUUCUUUGGGUGAUGACCCUUCCCAACCUCAAACUACAAUAAAUAAAGAACAAUUUUCCAAGAGAAAAAAUGACACACUGGAUCCUGAACUGUUUGUUGAGUGCACAGAGUGUGGAAGAAAGAUGCACCAGAUCUGUGUCCUUCACCACGAGAUCAUCUGGCCAUCUGGGUUUGUCUGUGAUGGCUGUUUAAAGAAAACUGCACGAACUAGGAAAGAAAAUAAGUUUUCUGCUAAAAGAUUGCCAUCUACCAGACUUGGGACCUUUCUGGAGAAUAGAGUGAAUGACUUUCUGAGGCGACAAAAUCACCCCGAAUCAGGAGAGGUCACUGUUCGGGUUGUUCAUGCUUCUGACAAAACUGUGGAAGUGAAACCAGGCAUGAAAGCAAGGUUUGUAGAUAGUGGAGAGAUGGCAGAAUCUUUUCCUUACCGAACAAAGGCCCUGUUUGCCUUUGAAGAAAUUGAUGGUGUUGACUUGUGUUUCUUUGGCAUGCAUGUUCAAGAGUAUGGCUCUGACUGCCCCCCUCCCAACCAGAGGAGAGUAUACAUAUCUUACCUCGAUAGUGUUCAUUUCUUCCGUCCUAAAUGCUUGCGGACUGCAGUCUAUCAUGAAAUUCUAAUUGGAUAUUUGGAGUAUGUCAAGAAAUUAGGAUACACAACAGGGCACAUCUGGGCCUGUCCACCCAGUGAAGGGGAUGACUAUAUCUUCCAUUGCCAUCCACCUGAUCAGAAGAUACCAAAGCCCAAGCGCCUGCAAGAAUGGUACAAAAAGAUGCUUGACAAGGCUGUAUCAGAACGUAUUGUCCAUGACUACAAGGAUAUUUUAAAACAAGCUACUGAAGAUCGAUUGACAAGUGCAAAGGAACUACCCUACUUUGAAGGUGAUUUCUGGCCCAAUGUUCUGGAAGAAAGCAUCAAGGAGCUUGAACAAGAAGAAGAAGAGAGGAAACGGGAAGAGAACACCAGCAACGAGAGUACUGAUGUAACAAAAGGAGACAGCAAAAAUGCUAAGAAGAAGAAUAACAAGAAAACCAGCAAAAACAAGAGCAGCCUGAGUAGGGGUAAUAAGAAGAAGCCUGGUAUGCCCAAUGUGUCUAAUGACCUUUCUCAGAAACUAUAUGCCACCAUGGAAAAGCAUAAAGAGGUCUUCUUUGUGAUCCGCCUUAUCGCUUGUCCUGCUCCCAAUUCCCUGCCUCCCAUUGUUGAUCCUGACCCUCUCAUCCCCUGUGACCUGAUGGAUGGUAGAGAUGCAUUCCUCACCCUUGCAAGGGACAAGCACCUGGAAUUCUCUUCACUUCGAAGAGCCCAGUGGUCUACCAUGUGUAUGCUGGUGGAGCUCCAUACACAGAGUCAGGAUCGCUUUGUCUACACCUGCAACGAGUGCAAGCACCACGUGGAGACACGCUGGCAUUGCACUGUGUGUGAGGAUUAUGACCUGUGCAUCACCUGUUAUAACACUAAAAAUCAUGACCACAAAAUGGAGAAACUAGGCCUCGGCUUGGAUGAUGAAAGCAAUAACCAGCAAGCUGCAGCUACCCAGAGCCCAGGAGACUCCCGCCGCCUGAGCAUCCAGCGCUGCAUCCAAUCUCUGGUGCAUGCCUGUCAGUGCCGCAAUGCCAACUGUUCCCUGCCUUCCUGCCAGAAGAUGAAGAGGGUUGUGCAGCACACCAAAGGCUGCAAACGGAAAACCAAUGGUGGAUGCCCCAUUUGCAAACAGCUUAUUGCCCUCUGCUGCUAUCACGCCAAGCACUGCCAGGAGAAUAAGUGCCCGGUGCCAUUCUGCCUCAACAUCAAGCAAAAACUCAGGCAGCAACAGCUACAGCACCGGCUCCAACAGGCUCAGAUGCUCCGCAGGAGGAUGGCCAGCAUGCAACGAACUGGUGUGGCGGGGCAGCAGCAGGGCCUGCCGUCCCCUACUCCUGCUACUCCAACUACCCCUACUGGCCAACAGCCAGCCACCCCACAGACACCCCAGCCCCAGCCCACCUCUCAACCACAGCCCACUCCUCCCAACAACAUGACACCCUACUUACCCAGGACUCAGACUACUGGCCCUGUGUCCCAGGGUAAGGCAGCAGGGCAAGUGACCCCACCAACCCCACCUCAGACUGCUCAGGCCCCCCUUCCAGGGCCUCCACCUGCAGCAGUAGAAAUGGCAAUGCAAAUUCAGAGGGCAGCAGAGACACAGCGCCAGAUGGCCCAUGUACAGAUUUUCCAAAGGCCAAUCCAGCACCAGAUGCCCCAGAUGGCACCCAUGGCCCCUAUGGGCAUGAACCCACCUCCUAUGGCCAGAGGUCCUGGUGGGCAUUUGGAUCCAGGAAUAGGUCCCACAGGAAUGCAGCAACAGCCGCCUUGGGCCCAAGGAGGAAUGCCUCAGCCCCAGCAGAUGCAGUCAGGGAUGCCAAGGCCAGCCAUGAUGUCAGUGGCACAGCAUGGUCAGCCUUUGAACAUGGCUCCACAACCAGGAUUGGGCCAAGUGGGUGUGAGCCCUCUCAAGCCAGGCACUGUGUCUCAACAAGCCUUACAAAACCUUUUGCGGACUCUCAGGUCUCCCAGUUCUCCCUUACAGCAGCAACAGGUGCUUAGUAUCCUUCAUGCCAACCCCCAACUGUUGGCUGCAUUCAUCAAGCAGCGGGCUGCCAAGUAUGCCAACCCUAAUCCACAGCCUCUCCCUGGACAGCCUGGCAUGCCCCAGGGACAGCCAGGGCUGCAGCCACCUACCAUGCCUGGCCAGCAAGGUGUCCACUCCAACCCAGCCUUGCAGAACAUGAAUCCUCUGCAGGCAGGUGUCCAGAGAGCUGGCCUGCCCCAGCAGCAGCCGCAGCAGCAGCAGCUCCAACCACCCAUGGGAGCCAUGAGUCCCCAAGCUCAGCAAAUGAACAUGAAUCACAAUACCAUGCCUUCACAGUUCAGAGACAUCUUAAGACGGCAGAUGAUGCAACAGCAGGGAGCAGGGCCAGGAAUCGGCCCUGGAAUGGCCAACCACAACCAGUUCCAGCAGCCCCAAGGAAUUGGCUAUCCACCCCAGCAGCAGCAGCAGCAGCAGCGAAUGCAGCAUCACAUGCAGCAAAUGCAGCAAGGAAAUAUGGGACAAAUGGGUCAGCUUCCCCAGGCUCUGGGGGCUGAGGCAGGAGCCAGUCUACAGGCCUAUCAGCAGCGACUUCUUCAACAACAAAUGGGAUCUCCUGCUCAGCCCAACCCUAUGAGCCCACAGCAGCACAUGCUCCCAAAUCAGGCACAGUCCCCACACCUACAAGGUCAACAAAUCCCUAAUUCUCUCUCCAAUCAAGUGCGCUCUCCCCAGCCUGUCCCUUCUCCUCGACCACAGUCUCAGCCCCCCCAUUCCAGCCCAUCUCCGAGGAUGCAGCCUCAGCCUUCUCCACACCAUGUUUCUCCACAGACCAGUUCCCCACAUCCUGGACUGGUAGCUGCCCAGGCUGCCAACCCCAUGGAACAAGGGCAUUUUGCCAGCCCAGACCAGAAUUCAAUGCUUUCACAGCUCGCUAGCAAUCCAGGCAUGGCAAACCUCCAUGGGGCAAGUGCCACGGACCUGGGACUGAGCAGCGAUAAUGCAGACUUGAAUUCAAACCUCUCACAGAGUACACUAGACAUACACUAGAGACACCUUGUAGUAUUUUGGGAGCAAAAGAUUAUUUUCUCUUAACAAGACUUUUUGUACUGAAAACAAUUUUUUUGAAUCUUUCUUAGCCUAAAAGACCCAUUUUCCUUGGAACAUGUAAGAACUGUGCAGUAGCCAUUUAUGGUUUAAAGUAAACAUGCCAGAUGAACCUGAGGGAUAAUAGAUUACAAAGAAUAUAUUUUUGUUAUGGCUGGUUACCCCAGCUCUUUUUCCCCUUGUGUGUGUGGUUCAAGUGUGCACUGGGAGGCAACUGAGGUCUGAAGCCAACCAUAUGCUCCUGCCUUGCACCUCCGAUAGGUUUUAUUAUUUUUUUUAAAUUAAUGAAAAUAUGUAAUAUUAAUAGUUAUUAUUUACUGGUGCAGAUGGUUGACAUUUUUCCCUAUUUUCCUCACUUUAUGAAAGAAUUUAAAAAAAAAAAAAGAACAUUUCUAAAACCAGAGGACAAAAGGGGUUAAUGUUACAUAAAAUUACAUUAUAUAUAUAUAUAUAUAAAUAUAUAUAAAUAUAUUAAAAUACCAAUUUUUUUCUCUGGGUGCAAAGAUGUUCAUUCUUUUAAAAACAUUUAAAAAAGAAAAUAAAAAGCCUCCUCUUCCAUCCCUCAAGUCAACUUUUGUGCUCCAGAAAAUUUUCUAUUCCGUAAGUCUAAGGGUAAAACUUCAAGUAUUAAGAUAAUUUGUACAUGUAGAGAAAAAAAUGACUUUUUCAUAAUAUACAGGGGCAGCUGCCAAAUUGAUGUAUUAUAAUAUUGUGGUUUCUGUUUCUUGAGAAAAUUUUUUUGUUAUUUUUACAUCUAACAGAGGAAAAAAAAAUUAAAAAGAGGGUAAGAAAUGACUCCAGUGGGGUGAUUUUAACAUGCAAAUGUCUGAGGUUUCUUCACUUGCUUUCUUCCUUACUCUGCCCCCACACACGUACACUUUCUGUAAAACUUGAAAAUAGAAAGCAAAACCCUCAACUGUUGUAAAUCAUGCAAUUAAGGUUGAUUACUUAUAAAUAUGAACAUUGGAUCACUGUAUAGACUGUUAAAUUUGAUUUCUUAUUACCUAUUGUUAAAUAAACUGUGUGAGACAGACA
Messenger RNA from Mus pahari (shrew mouse), 8691 nucleotides. It is a transcript of the gene Ep300, whose product is annotated as E1A binding protein p300. Gene Ontology annotation, molecular function: chromatin DNA binding; transcription coactivator activity; zinc ion binding. Bases 523 to 7599 code for a protein of 2358 amino acids. Gene Ontology annotation, cellular component: transcription regulator complex; nucleus; histone acetyltransferase complex. Gene Ontology annotation, biological process: positive regulation of transcription by RNA polymerase II. NCBI's taxonomy places the organism in Eukaryota, Metazoa, Chordata, Mammalia, Rodentia, Muridae. The transcript is spliced from 31 exons. The record is from RefSeq and is a predicted model, not a curated record.